Molecule: messenger RNA, 1225 nt
Organism: Neocloeon triangulifer
Lineage: Eukaryota; Metazoa; Arthropoda; Insecta; Ephemeroptera; Baetidae
Product: glycoprotein-N-acetylgalactosamine 3-beta-galactosyltransferase 1-like
Exons: 8
Coding region: 109-1194 (361 amino acids)
Cellular component (GO): membrane
Molecular function (GO): N-acetylgalactosaminide beta-1,3-galactosyltransferase activity
Source: RefSeq, a predicted model, not a curated record
AUUUUUUUGUAAGCAUUUGAGCAGUUUUGUAAAUUAGUUCUGCGUUGCUGUGGGUCUGCGCAAUGCUAUCUCGUAAUGUCAGUCGAAAGCUGACGAAAAGAACUUUUCAUGGUUAAAAUAUCAAUGGCUGGGCGUGUGACGCCCAAAAAUGUGAUUUUCUUUGCACAUGGUCUGGCCUUAGGAUUUGCAUUGUGCUUGUUCAGAUCGAUGGAUUUUUGUUUCGUUCCGAACAAAAUCGAUAGCAACGUCACUGGGAAAACUUUGGUCCAGAUGUUUCACGACAAGGAACUAAAUUCUUCACUGGCCAAAGAACUGCUGCUCAGGGUGGAAGAAAUGGAGGCCCGAAAAAUGUCGGAGGACGUCCGCGUUCUUUGCUGGGUGAUGACGAGUCCUGAAAAUCACGAAGAGAAAGCAGUCCACGUGAAAGCCACGUGGGGACGGCAUUGCAACAAGCUCAUUUUCAUCAGUGAUGAGGAUGAUGAGAGUCUGCCUGCUUUAAAAUUGCCUGGCGUUAGGCCUGGAAGAGACGGGCUUUGGAGCAAAACUGUCGCUGCUUUUAAAUACGUGUAUGAAAAUUGCAGUGGCGAAUACGACUGGGUCCUGAAGGCAGAUGAUGACAGUUAUGUAGUUGUGGAAAAUUUGCGUAAAAUGCUCUUGCCACAUUCGCCGAAAGAUCCACUUUACUUUGGGUUUAGAAUGAAGCCGUUGUCAAGGUCGAUGCCGUUGACGCCUGAAGGCUACAUGAGUGGUGGAGCAGGGUAUGUUCUUAGUAAAGAGGCGGUUAGAAGGGUUGUUACGGAAGCAUUUGAUGGGAAGCAGAAAAUCUGUAGAUUAAGCACUGAUGAAAAUUCCGAGGACGCCAACAUGGGAGAAUGCGUUUACUCCGUGGGUGUUAAAACGGGAGAUUCCAGAGAUGCCCUCGGAAGAAAUCGUUUCUUCCCUUUUCAACCUGACCUCCAUACGCAACCUUUCUCAGAUACAAGGGACUGGUGGUUCUGGGACUAUAUUUGGUGGCCAACCGAAGAGGGGAUUGACAAUUGUUCCGAUGAACUCGUCUCUUUUCAUUACAUGGAUAAAUUCAAAAUGUACAUGAUGGAGUAUCUCGUUUACCAUGUCAGACCUUUCGGUGUGCGGCAUUUCAAAAAGUAUGACAAUGAGGAAUAUCAGCGGAUAAGUAAAAUUGAAAAUCAUUAAACAGAAAGCAUUUGAUUUAUUUAUUUUAAUC